This is a messenger RNA of Truncatella angustata, 678 nucleotides long. RefSeq lists its product as uncharacterized. The transcript has a single exon. Lineage: Eukaryota; Fungi; Ascomycota; Sordariomycetes; Amphisphaeriales; Sporocadaceae. The coding region runs from base 1 to 678 and encodes 225 amino acids. The record is from RefSeq and is a predicted model, not a curated record.
AUGUACACAAAACUCGGUCAAAGCGAAGAUAAUUGUUUGACCUCGCCGAGGUUUGAAGAUGACGAGCGAUUCAUCAACGGAGGUCGCAACUUGACUUGGAAACUCGUAUAUUUCUUCCUCGGGAUCCUCGCUGCUUUAACUUGCGGGAUCUUGGGGUAUAUGGCCUACCCAAAUCCUUCAACCCCCUCAACAACAUCAAAAUCAUCAACGUCUGAGCUUCAUUGUGGCAACUCCGCCACAGAAGCUCGAGCCCUCGGCUGUGUGUUCGAUCUGCUUACGAACAACUGGAUGCCGAAAUACUGCUCCGACCCGUACACUGAUGCCGAGUAUCGCGUGUGGGUACUUGAUUCUGACCGUCAACUUGGGGCCUGGGCAUACUAUUACGACGAGAAGGCAGAGCAUCAGGUGGCGUCAGAGGAAGAGCUAUCCGAUCUUGUGGGGAAAUCCAUCUUCACAACAACUGAAAAUCAUCUUGGACAUUGCACGUUCCUCGCGCGGCGAAUGCAUCGUCUCACGACUGGCGAAAUUUCUGCGGUGGCACAUAAUUCUUUUGCGCAUACGAUGCAUUGUACUUCGUCGAUUCUCAAAGCGUUCAAUGCAACGGAGCAGCUAAUUAGCGCGCAAAUAGGCUCUACGUUUGACGUGGGUAUUGUGUCAUGCUUGGUUAGCGGAGCAUAG